GCCAAAGUGAAGAUCUCAUAGAAGAAAUUGAAGAAGAAGCUCCAUCUUCCCAACUCUGGAAUUGACAUUGGGAAGCUCUUGUCCAAAAAUCUAGACUGGAAGACAAUUGAGAUGUCUGGACAAAUCCCCUCUGGCCCAGCAAAGAAGGCCGAUUUGAAGAAUGACUAUAAAUUAUUCUUAGAGCUGGUCAUUGCAUGUCUAGAAUGUGGUAGUGGAGGACAUGCAGAUGAUAUAACCCAGGAAAGGGCUUUCAUCAUCAACACCCUCAUUACCAGGACUAAGGUAAAUUGGGCUAAACACUUCUUCAAUUCAGUUUCCAAGCACUUAGGGAAGCCCAAGCAGAAGUAUCUCUGUCAAGGUUUAUACCUUGGACAUAUUCUGGAAUCCUUGGGUGUUGCCUUUGAAGGCAAGAAGUAUGAUGCCAGAUAUUGGUUGUACUAUCUGUCAACCAAGGGUGAAAACAGAGCUAGUUCUACUACAGAAGAUGAAGGUUCUUCAGACAAUGUUCUGAUUGUGAGUCUGAAGAAAUCCUCAAAGAGGAAGCAAGUGGUAUCUUCCUCCCCAAGUGCUGAAGAAGCACACACCCUUGUAGUGGUUAAUCUUGAUGAAGAAGAAGAAGUCUUUGCUCAAGGAGAACUUCAGAAGAAGAAGAAGAAGAGAAGAAUUUCCCCUCCCUCUACAUCUGGAAAUGCCAAUCCGGAUAACUUGGUGCAGAAUGAACCAAAUGAGGAAGUCUCUCCACAGGACCACAGUCCUCAACAACUUGAUGUAGAAACCUCUCAAGCUGAGAACAUCACUGCUGAAGCACAGACUGACAUGGAAGCCGCAACAGAAGAUUUCCAAGUCUUUCCGGAAACCUCCCCUGCUUUUGAUACUACUGGACCUGGAAUUCUGGAGAAGUCAACAGAGAAUCUGGAGAAGUCCACUCCUCCAGAAGAUACAGAGGAAGAAGCUCAGGAGGAACCAGCAGUAGAAGCACUGAGAAGCUUUGAAGAACCUGAAGAAGGAGCUCAAAUAGCUAGGCUGGAGGCCACUGAAACUCCAGUUGCUAUUUUUGAGCAACAACCUGAAGAUGCAGAAAGAGAUUCCCUCUCUAGGGAUAUCUCAAACUAAUAAUGUACUUGGACAGCCAACUACACUUUAUGUCUGUUGUUGAACCCCAAAUAAGAAUUUCAAACUGAAUAAUUGAGGCAUGAGACCUACAAUCAACAGAUUCGAAAAAGCUAAGCACAAAACAGAGUUAAAAAACCUUCAACAAUUGACUAAACCUCGAAUCAUAGCAAUUAUCACAAAUUCCUAAGGACUGAUCCUAAAUUUCCACCAGACAAGAGAGGGAUUACUCUCGGGACAUGAUUGUGGUAGUCAAUUCACAAAAUAAACACAUGAUCACAGG
This is a messenger RNA of Cuscuta campestris, 1393 nucleotides long. NCBI's taxonomy places the organism in Eukaryota, Viridiplantae, Streptophyta, Magnoliopsida, Solanales, Convolvulaceae. The record is from the annotation of a GenBank genome assembly.